UUCAAUUUCAAUUAAACGAAAAUUUUGGGUUUUCAUGCUGUUUUUCGUUAUGGGUUUCUGUUAGUUUUUGUGCACAUGCUUCAGAAUUCUAAACAGUUGAGUUCUUUUAGUUUCCUGCAUUUUCUUGGCAACCAAACAGGGGUUGAUGUUGGAAAUUUUAAGAGAUGAUGAUAUAUACAUAUUUUUUGGUUGUGAAUGUAGGUUUUCUAUCGCUUGAAGAGAUUGAUGAAUCUGAGUAUGGUUUGGAAAUUCCUAAACCUGAGAGAGAAAACAAGAAACAAAGGACUAAAGAAAAUAAAAAUGAGAAAAAAAGGAAGCAUAGUGAAGUGGAGGAUGAGCUUGGUGGUGAGGUUGAAGCUGUAAGUGAAGAGAAGGAUAAUAAAGUGAAGAGAAAGAAGAAAAAGAAGAAGAAGAAAAAGAAGAACAAGGAUGCAAAGAAUUCUGAGGAAAAUGAAGAACCAACUGCUGAAGUCAGUGAUCCCAAGGAUAUUGAAGGAGAUUCAGUUGAUGAAGCUGAAUAUUACGCUUGGAAUGAACUGAGGCUACUUCCCCUGCUUAUGAAAGCAAUAUAUAGUCUUGGGUUCAAAGAACCAACACCAAUACAGAAAGCUUGUAUUCCUGCAGCUGCUCAUCAAGGAAAGGAUGUCAUUGGGGCUGCAGAGAAGGGAUCUGGGAAAACACUUGCUUUUGGUUUACCCAUUUUUCAACGUCUUCUCGAAGAGCAAGAAAAAGCUGAUAAUAUGUUUGCAGAAAAGGGAGAGGCAGCUGAAAAAAUUGCUCCAAGUCGUCUCUUACGAGCUCCUAUUAUAACUCCUACAAGAGAGCUUGCACUUCAGGUUACUGAUCAUCUUAAUGAAGUGGCUAAAGGUACCAAUUUUAGGGUGGUUCCAAUCGUUGGUGGGAUGUCAACGGAAAAACAAGAAAGACUUCUGAAAGCAAGGCCUAAGAUUGUUGUUGGGACUCCAGGGAGGCUAUGGGAACUUAUGUCUGGUGGAGAACUUCAUCAUAUUGAGGUUAAUUCAUCAAAUUUUUUUAAUGUUCUUGAAAUGAUGGAAACUCAAGGAGAUUAUGGUAUACAAGAGCAUAUAUCCAAUCUUGAUCCUCAGGAUAUGCAGAAUUUAUUAGAUUUGGAAUCCAUUGAUGCCAAGUUUUAG
Camellia sinensis is the source of this 1154-nucleotide messenger RNA. NCBI's taxonomy places the organism in Eukaryota, Viridiplantae, Streptophyta, Magnoliopsida, Ericales, Theaceae. The record is from RefSeq and is a predicted model, not a curated record.